GUUGCGCGCUAUAUAAGGCGCCGCUGCGGGAGCCAUUGACGUGUUGGAAGCGGGAGCCGGAGCGGGCGCUGCACCGGCGGCGGCGAGAGCUACAGGAAGAAGUCGACUAGGAUGCCUGUAGUUGUACGGAAACUUAAAGAUCCCGAUGUAAAUCCUUGUUUGGCGGAAUCGGAUGCCUCUAACAGAUGCAUGAAUGACCAUAACUAUGACAGGGACAGGUGCGUCGUCCACUUUCUGAAGUACAAAAAUUGCAAGCGGUUUUGGAAUUCUGUUAUGGCACAAAGACGACGAAACGGAGUUCAUCCUCCUCUGCCCACCGCAGCAGAAAGAGAAGAAAUGUUGAGAGCUAUGGGAGAGAGACCCUAUUGAGGACUGACUUCACUUAAACUGUUUCUAUGUAUAACAUGAGGACUUUUAAACUGAGGAAUUGCGUGAACAUCUUAGACAAAUUCUAAAACUAUUAGUUAUUUUCAUUUCCAAGUUCCUGUAAACACUGAUUUUUAUUUGGCGUGACCUUUGUUUAAAUGAAUUCAAACACACAUCCUAAGAGGCUUAAAAAUAGGCAUAGGACGCAUGUACAUUCAGAAAGCCGGUUCUUACCUCUAAUAACUUUUCUAUUAAGGGGCUUUCUUCCCCGUGUGACCAAACCUUGAUCUAGCAAAGCAAAUGAAUAAAAUACUUCACCAACUUUAAUUUGCCAA
Ornithorhynchus anatinus (platypus) is the source of this 701-nucleotide messenger RNA. RefSeq names its product coiled-coil-helix-coiled-coil-helix domain containing 7 (gene CHCHD7). NCBI's taxonomy places the organism in Eukaryota, Metazoa, Chordata, Mammalia, Monotremata, Ornithorhynchidae. Bases 112 to 369 code for a protein of 85 amino acids. The transcript has 4 exons. The record is from RefSeq and is a predicted model, not a curated record.